Molecule: messenger RNA, 4098 nt
Organism: Lampris incognitus (smalleye Pacific opah)
Lineage: Eukaryota; Metazoa; Chordata; Actinopteri; Lampriformes; Lampridae
Gene: myom3
Product: myomesin 3
Exons: 23
Coding region: 4-2727 (907 amino acids)
Molecular function (GO): protein binding
Source: RefSeq, a predicted model, not a curated record
CUAAUGCUGUGCCUCUGGCAGUCCCUGGCAGGGAAGGAGAGCUGGCAGCUGGUCAGUAUGGACAUGGUGGUGAGCUCUCCCAGGUUCCCCAUCUUUGACCUGGUCAGAGGAAAGCAGUAUUGCUUCAGGAUCCGCUCUGUCAACAAGUACGGUGUGAGUGACGUCUCGGAGGCCAGCGCACCCAUCUCCCUGAGAGAGCCCCAAGCGGUGCCAGGUCCAGCCUGCUCGGUCCAAGCUGUCACAGACACAGACACCUCAGUACUGCUGUUGUGGCAGCCGCCAAAAGACAAAGACGACGUCCUGGGUUACUACCUGUACUACAGCGAGGCCGGCAAACAAGAAUGGAAGACUGUCAACAACAAGCCUGUGACCAGCACGAGGUUUACGGUCCAUGGCCUGAAGACCCAGAAGGAUUAUGUGUUUAGGGUGAAGUCUGUGGGCCGAGCAGGAAACAGCAAGUACUCGGAUGAGUCAUCCCCCAUCCUGGUCAGAUCAGCCAUUUCUGCACCGUCCUCUCCCCAGGCCAUUGUCCUGCUGCUGUGCACCGGUUCAGAAAUGAUUCUUUCCUGGAGGGCGCCUGCCUGCGAUGGAGGAGACACGGUACGUGGUUACUACUUGGACCAGAGAGAGAAGGGACUGGACACGUGGAGAGAGGUUAACGCCAAACCUGCCAGGGAGAAGCCUUAUAAGGUUACCAACUUGACUGAUGGGAAUUACUACCAGUUUCGUGUCUUUGCUGCCAACAUGGCUGGCUUGGGAAAGCCGUCUGAAGCCAGUGAGGAUUUCCUGUGUAAGGAGUGGACAAUGCCAGAGCCUGGCUGUCCAUAUGACCUGGAGUACAGGGAGGUGAGGCACGACUCUUUGGUGCUGCUGUGGGCGGCACCCCUGUAUGAAGGACGGAGCCCUGUCAUUGGCUAUCUGGUGGAAAGCAGCAGGAGCGACCAGUCAGAACACUGGUCUGCUGUGAAUGAUAAGCCAGUCACUGAUACCUUCUACAAGGUUACAGGUCUUCAGGCCGGUCAGACCUACCGUUUCCGUGUGUCUGCUGUCAAUGCGGUUGGAGUGGGUGGGACUUCCUUGCCCACAGAGCCAGUCACAGCCCAGACCCAACCAGGCACCAAAAAUAUUGAGAUUGGUGUUGACAAUGACGGCUUCAUAUUCCUGGGCUACGAGGCAAUGGAAAUGACAGACCGGAGCAAAUUCAUCUGGAGCCGAGACUACAGAAACGCUAUCGAUGGUGGGAGAGCCAGGGUGGAGAACAAGAACAACAGGUCAGUCCUCACCUUCACAGACCCCAGUGAGGAAGACUUGGGUCUCUACACGGUGGAGAUGAGUGACAAUCCCCACCUUUCCUCCAGCUACGACUUCACCUGUGAAGACCUUGAAAGACUGAAGGAUCUCAGCUGGCAGGUCAGAAACCCACUGAUAGCGUUGAAGUCAGGCUGGCAGGUGGAUGUGAUGGAGCAAGGCGAUGUGCGUCUCUGGCUUCAGACCGAGAAACUGAGCAAUGCCGCAGAGCUCCGCCUCAUCUUCAACGACCACGAGAUCAGCAGCUCUCCGCACCGUAAGAUUAACUUCGACAAGGCCAGCGGUCUGGUUGAGAUCCUGUUUGAUCGACUGUCUCUGGAAGACGAGGGCUCCUACACCGCCCAGCUGAGGGAUGGACGUGCCAAGAACCAGUUUACUCUGGUCUUCGUAGAUCAAAAGUUCAGGCAAGCUUUGGCCCUGGCUGAUGCCAACCGACAUGACUACCAAAGAAAGAAAGGACCACAUUUCCUGGAGUUCCUGUCGUGGAUCGUGACCGAGGACUGUGAGUUGAUAGUGAAGUGCAAGGUGACAAAUGUCAACAAGGACACAACUCUCAAAUGGUUUAAAGAGGGCACGGAGGUGAAGCAAGCCGUGUAUGACGGUUCGUCGGGAGUCAGCACACUUACUAUCCCACAGGUGACACAGAAAGAAGCCGGCUUGUACAAAGCGGUGGUGGCUGAUGGGAGAGGAGAGGAUGUCAGCACGUUGGAGCUGCUGGACCAAGAGUACGAGCGGCUCCUCCAGCACUUGAGCAAACAAUGUGCCUUGUCAGCGGGCCCAGUGAAAAUUCAGUGUACCUCAGAGGGUUUCAAGCUCUAUUGCUCCCUAAAAUACUAUCUGAGCUACUUGAAGACCAGCUGGCACUUCAAGGAGAAGAGGAUUGACCAGGAUGCUCGGACCAAGCCUGGGAGCACUAUGCAGAAGGUCUGGAUCGAGAUUUUUAACCCAACUGAGAACGACAAAGGCAAAUACACUCUGGAAAUGUUCGAUGGCCAGGAGACACACAAACGGCAUCUCGAUCUGUCUGGCCAAGCCUUUGCUGAUGCCCUGCUGGAGUACCAGAGGCUGAAGCAAGUGGCGAUUGCUGAAAAAAAUCGGGCCAGAGUGACGAAGGGUCUCCCCGAUGUCGUGGCCAUCAUGGAGGGCAAGUCUCUGUGUCUGACUUGCUUCAUGGACGGCGAUCCGGCCCCAGAGGCCUUCUGGCUCAGGAACGACAAAGAGCUCAGCAGCCAGAGUCAGUUCAGCAUCACCAUGGAGCCCAAGUCCACAAGCCUGAUUAUCAACAACGUCACGAUGCAGGACUCCGGUAACUACAGCAUCUUCGUGCGUAACAAGUACGGCUCUCAGACGGUCGACGUCACCGUGAGCGUGUACAAGCGCGGGGAUAAGCCGCCGCUGAAUGCAGUGCAGAUGGAUUAAGGCACCAGAAAUAGCCCCGCCGAGACCGAAGUGUGUUUCUCCGCGGAACAGCGUGCCUCUUGGUGUGAGUUGUGUCAGAUUGGAAAUAGAAAUGUUAUUGGUUUGAAAAUGAGGCGGUGGUGUGUGUUGUGUGUGGGUGGAUGUAGGUGCAGAUUAAAGUUUGUUGAGCAAGGCAGAAGAUGUCUGCAACAAGGCUCACAACACAGUACUAAUAGUUCCUGUACUCUGCUAAUCCCUCUUUGUGCAUUUAACUGUCGUGCAGUGAAGCUGCCUGGAAGGAUGUUAUAUCACUUUACAGCCGUGUGUGGAUGGUCCGUCCUUGCUGGAAGACAUACUUACUGUGAGGUUAAAGGUCAGCGUCAUGAGGUGACAUCAGCACCAGUUAAACCGUUGUUAGAAAGUCUUUGUUACGGCACAAAUUGGCAUUGUUCAAGUUUCCAGUUAGAAUUAAAAAAUGUGUUUUUGUGAGAUGUGUCAUGUCAAACCUGCCCUUUAGUGAUGGACAGAGUGAAGUCUGUAUGCUGCUGUACCUAAAGGCCCCAGUAGUCACCCCCAAACCAGGACAAACCUGCCCUGUAGUGAUGGACAGAGUGUAGUCUGUAUACUGUUCCUAAAGGCCCCAGUAGUCACCCCCAAACCAGGACAAACCUGCCCUGUAGUGAUGGACAGAGUGAAGUCUGUAUACUGUUCCUAAAGGCCCCAGUAGUCACCCCCAAACCAGGACAAACCUGCCCUGUAGUGAUGGACAGAGUGUAGUCUGUAUACUGUACCUAAAGGCCCCAGUAGUCACCCCCAAACCAGGACAAACCUGCACUGUAGUGAUGGACAGAGUGAAGUCUGUAUGCUGCUGUACCUAAAGGCCCCAGUAGUCACCCCCAAACCAGGACAAACCUGCACUGUAGUGAUGGACAGAGUGAAGUCUGUAUACUGUUCCUAAAGGCCCCAGUAGUCACCCCCAAACCAGGACAAACCUGCCCUGUAGUGAUGGACAGAGUGAAGUCUGUAUACUGUUCCUAAAGGCCCCAGUAGUCACCCCCAAACCAGGACAAACCUGCCAUGUAGUGAUGGACAGAGUGAAGUCUGUAUACUGUUCCUAAAGGCCCCAGUAGUCACCCCCAAACCAGGACAAACCUGCCCUGUAGUGAUGGACAGAGUGAAGUCUGUAUACUGUUCCUAAAGGCCCCAGUAGUCACCCCCAAACCAGGACAAACCUGCCCUGUAGUGAUGGACAGAGUGAAGUCUGUAUACUGUUCCUAAAGGCCCCAGUAGUCACCCCCAAACCAGGACAAAGCUCAAGUACUGACCUGUGGAGCGUUUACAGAAUCACAUGCCUCCUCUGUGUUCACAUGCUAAUAAAGUUUUACCUUUCAA